AAGAAUGAGUAGUCACUACGCAGGUGCCGACUGAGAACAUACGUAACCCUGCCUUCUCCCCCUUUUCUUCGGCAUUAUAACACUGUAUCCCGAUAACGAAGGUAGUCCGAAAGCCAUGGCCGAGUGUGAUCCGGGCUGCUGUGAUGGAAACUUUGGAAAGCAGUCUGCAUGUGAAGAGAAAACUACUAGAGUUUUAGAAGGUUGCAUACCCCUUCCCCUGCCUGAUGAAAUUGUCAGUGAAAUUGUACCGAAAGCAAAAGACUAUGCCCUUUUACAUGGGGCAGGAAUGCGUUUCAAGGACACCUACAACCCAGACAUACUGCAGAUGGCUCCCUUUUUCCUCCUCCCGUCAGCAUUCCCACGCAGAGAGUUUGACCGCGUCGUAAAGCUGCAGCCGCUCAUAAAUGUACUGAUGCACAGGAUAGCGCACGAUCACGAGUUCUUAGAAUCUGCGCUCAAAAAUACAAUCAGAGUCGACGAUUUCACUGCAAAGCUAUGGGACAUUUAUUUGACUGUUCGUGAGGAAGGAGUGAGUCAGGACAUGAGUCUGGGCCUGGUUCGCUCGGACGUGAUGCUGACCAAGUGCCAUGCUGGGUGCUGCGAGCUAUGCCAGACCCCUCCCUAUGUCACAGGACACCAGGUUGAGGUCAACACCAUCGCCUCGGGAUUUGGCCACAUGGGACCAAUUUCCGGGAGUAUCCAUAGAUAUGUUCUGGGAGAACUUCGAAAACCUGAGUUGCUCCACCACCUACCUGAAAAUAAUGCUCUUGCUGAACUAUGUGGAGGGAUGAUAUCUGCUUGGGAAAUAUAUGGUAAUAAAAAAGCUGUAAUAAUGUUUGUGAUAGAAGAUGUUACCUACAACAUCUGUGAUCAGCGUUUCCACGAGUAUGAGAUUCGACGACAGAGGCCGGAUGUCCAUGUCAUUCGUCGGAACCUCACACAGAUCAGUAAAAAUGGGAAGUUAACUGAUGAUAAAAGAUUGAUAAUUGACGGUGAUGAAAUUGCUGUAGUAUACUUCCGAGCAGGAUAUGAACCAGGCCAGUAUCAUAGUGAAAAAGAGUGGGAAGCUCGUCUCACCAUUGAGAGAUCAAAAGCCAUCAAAAGCCCAAGCAUCCAGUACCAUUUGGCAGGCACUAAAAAGGUUCAGCAAGAAGUUGCACGUCUUGGUGUGUUGCAGAGAUUCCUUUCAGAGUCUGAAGCAAACCUUGUUGGCCAGCUGUUUACUGGCCUCUACAGUCUUGAUUUGGGCCCUGAAGGUGAUGAAGUAAUAAAGAUGGCGAUGGAGAACCCAGAUCGAUUUGUCCUCAAACCACAGCGAGAAGGAGGUGGCAACAAUAUGUAUGGUGAUGAAAUUAAAGAGUUCCUGGAGAAGGUGAAAGACACUCCGGCAAGGGAAGCAUAUAUCCUCAUGGACAAAAUCAGACCUCCCAUUCAGUACAACUACCUUGUUCGUGGAGGGACUGAAGUGAAAUUGUCUGAAGUUGUUUCUGAAUUGGGCAUCUUUGGAGUUUUGAUUGGGAACGAGAAGGAGAUCAUGAUUAACAAGUUUGCAGGCCACAUGCUCCGAACCAAGUUAUCAUCUGCAAACGAAGGAGGAGUUGCAGCUGGAUUUGGUGCUCUAGAUUCGGUCUUUUUGUUUGACUAAAUAGAAAAGGAUAUAAAACCUUAACAAUUUAGUGAGUGUGGUUGUCUAUAUGGGUCUUAUGUAUAUUUUUUUGUCAAACAGAUAUAUGGAGAGACCCAAUGUGAAAGCAAUGGAAUUUAUGUUGAAAUCACAAUUUUACUAGAAAUAUAAAAUGCUAAAUGAAAUAUUUGUUCUAAUUUUAAUUCAAAAUUGCACUUGUACAUUUUGGAUUUAUUAAAACCUUGAAAUCAAUAUAGUGUAUAGGAAUUUAAUGAAAUAUUGAUAUUUUUUUAUAUGUGUAGGGUAAAUAGAAAAAUCUUAGUAUGAUAUAGAGUGUACACACUUUCAGUAGCUUUAUUGAAUAGCAAUAACAGCAUAAUUACUAAUGAUGUAAACUCUUGUGUGUAAGUGUACUGUGUUGAGUAACAGAGGGCUUUAUUACAAAGACUGGUACUGUGCAUUUCGAAGUAGAGUGCUUGUUCUUUGAAUAGACAGAAUGCAGCAUAUUGUUAGAUAUUAUAUGAGAUAAUAUGAAGGAAUACAGAAAACACGGAAAAGAAAAAAAUAUCAUUAUUUGACUCUAAGGCUGUAAGUAAUCUAACUGGAGAGUAUAAUAUAGUUGAUUUUAUUGUGAAUGUUGUGUUAGAAUUUUCUUUGACCCUUAAAUUGCUCCAUGCAUCAGAUCAAAGUGUUUAAACCAAACAAAGCAUUUACUCUGGGCAUUAUUUGGCCUAUUUUAUGAUUUUACUCCUACUUGAGAGGUAAGUCUUUUUCACCUCUCAACCUAGAUCAAGCUCAUUGCAAAUCAGUUUUGUACAUCUCAGGUUCCUGUUGCCAUCUGUGAUCUUUUUAGAAAGAGAGAAUAAUAAAUAUUUUAGAGAAGAGAGAAGAUUAGCUUGAGGCAAAGUUGGUGAUUAGUAGGUGUGAUGGGCAUAUGUAUAUGUUUCUAAUUCUCUGUGCUUGCUUAAGCAUCACUUCCAAAUGAGAGGAAUACUGAUUUGACAUUGUUUUUUUUAUUGGUACCUUAAGCAUAUUUAACAGUUUAAGGGUUAAUGACAAAGUAAUGGAAGAAGUGUGAGAAAAGUAAAAAGCAAUACCCAUGCCCUAACACAUGCACACGUACACGAACACGCAUAUGCACGCACACGCACACGCACAUGUACACGUACACGUACACGCACACGCACACACAUUCACACACACUCACACACUCACACACACACACAGUAAAUUAAUAGAUAACUGCAUUAGCUAUUGGUACUAAGAAAUUUGGACUCAUAAUGUGGGUUUGCUCUAAUGAAAUUUCAUCUCUUUUAUUUUGUCUUAGUGAUAUGGUUAUUACUAAGUCAAAGAAUAUGUUAUGCUGUGUUUAUCUUCCAAAAUAUACGAAGUUUUAUUUGUUAACAAUGUUUUAAUGAGUGAUUUUCUGUGCUUUGUGGGUUGCAAUUAAAGACACUGAUGAAAUUAUUGUAAAUGCAAGGGAAUGGUCUGAUCACAUUUUUAUGUAAAAAGUAGAUAUAGCAUUGUGUGUGAAGAGAAUUAGACAUACAUAUAUUUCUUUCUGCGGCUAAUUUAAGAAUGUUGACUUUCUGUUUACUGUUUGUUUAUGGAAUAUUAUAUUGAUAUGAUGCAAUAUCAAAUGGUAUUUAUACUUUCUUUUAUAGGACUUGAAAUGUGUAUAUGAUUCAUGGUAUGCAGGACUUUGUAUUACAUUGUAUUUUUAUUCAAAGAUUAGAAAAAAUACAUGAUUACAUUAAUUUUUUUCUUCUAUUUUUAUGGUUAGAUUAUUUGAAUGGGGAUGUAUAUUAUUGUGUUCCAUGAAAGAGUGUUCCUUAAAGAGAAGUUGCAGUUAGUUGUUUUGUAGUGUGAUUAUGGCUGUACUAGAGAAUAUUUGUAAAUAGAAUGGAACUGUGAGAGUUGUUAUCCCACAUUUUCCUCCAUCCUAAAAGAAAUAGACUUUGGUCAUGAAAGAGAGACAGAAAAUCAAUUUUAUUUUUGAUAAAGUGGUGAAACUUUUGUACAGUUUAUAAAUCAUUGUUCUUGAUAAUGUAGUUGAUGGAAAUUGGGAUAAUGAUGACUUACAAUUUUGUAUUUUGUAAUAAGCUCUAUGCAUUUCAUUUAUGUGUAAGCAGGGCUUGGUGUUGAUUUUGUUAAUUAAUUUGCUUUUACUGUUGGCAGUGCUUCAGAGACUAUGAAAGGUAUGAAAUAACACCCUUCCAAUUAGUGAUGUUAAAUGAAAACAGUCUGCUUACUUGUAUACUAUGCUCUUAAGAUCAAGCUCAGUUUUGAAGAUUAUUAACUUAUGGAAUUGAUUAACUUUUUGGAAUUGCAGAUCAUAGCUGUGGUUUUGUGUCCAGCUAAUUAAGGAAUGAUGGAUUAUUCUCAGUAUUCUUGUACAUUGUUACUUUGCUGUAAGCUGUCAUCCAAGUUGCAAGGUAUAAUCCACAUGAAAAUAAUUGAUUUUCCAAUUAAAGAGCAUUGUUGUGAAUUGACAAUGAGAAAAAAUAUGUAAAAUUCACCUGACUUUUACAUUUGUUACUUAUUUGUUAUUAUACAUUACAUAAUUA
Messenger RNA from Penaeus chinensis, 4191 nucleotides. Its product is annotated as glutathione synthetase-like. The coding region runs from base 116 to 1645 and encodes 509 amino acids. The transcript has 13 exons. Gene Ontology annotation, biological process: glutathione biosynthetic process. Gene Ontology annotation, molecular function: glutathione synthase activity; ATP binding; glutathione binding. NCBI's taxonomy places the organism in Eukaryota, Metazoa, Arthropoda, Malacostraca, Decapoda, Penaeidae. Gene Ontology annotation, cellular component: cytosol. The record is from RefSeq and is a predicted model, not a curated record.